Thermochaetoides thermophila DSM 1495 is the source of this 366-nucleotide messenger RNA. RefSeq lists its product as uncharacterized. The transcript is spliced from 3 exons. NCBI's taxonomy places the organism in Eukaryota, Fungi, Ascomycota, Sordariomycetes, Sordariales, Chaetomiaceae. The record is from RefSeq and is a predicted model, not a curated record. Bases 1 to 366 code for a protein of 121 amino acids. Gene Ontology annotation, cellular component: oligosaccharyltransferase complex.
AUGUGCACGCAAGUUGUCAUUAUCACCAACAUCAACCACAUCUCCCUUGUGUCAUCUGUGUGCUGCGCAACCACCCGAAAGCCUCAAGCUUCCUUCGACCCAUCCGAGCCGACCGCUUACCAGACAGUGUCUUUGAGUGCUACCACCAACAAGCUCGAGAUGAUUACCGACGGGGAACUCUACCGCCUGGCCAUAUUCCUCGGCUCGGCAGCCAUGAUUUUGAUCAUUCUCUAUCAUUUUUUUGAAAUCAACGCCAACGAGGAUGAAGGGAAAGCUGUACAAGAGAAGGCAGCCGAUAAAGCGCCAAUGGAGAAGACGUCCAAGUCACCAACACUAUCAGCAGCCACAUCUACGAAGCAACGGUAA